GGCCUUUCUGCACAAUCCACACUGACCAGCACCAUGCCCGUGACACUGGGGUACUGGGACAUCUGAGGGCUGGCCCACGCCGUCUGCCUGCUCCUGCAAUACACAGACUUAAGCUAUGAGGAAAAGAAGUACAUGAUGGGGUACGCUCCUGACUAUGACAGAAGCCAGUGGCUGAAUGAAAAAUUCAAGCUGGGCCUGGACUUUCCCAAUCUGCCCUACUUGAUUGAUGGGGCUCACAAGAUCACCCAGAGCAAGGCCAUCCUGGGCUGCAUUGCCUACAAGCACAAUCUGUGUGGGGAGACAGAAGGGGAGAAGAUUUGGGAAGACAUUUCGGAGAACCAGCUUGUGGACAACCACGUGCAGCUGGCCAGACUCUGCUACAACCCAGAUUUUAAGAAACUGAAGCCAGAAUACCUGGAGGCACUCCCUGCAAUGCUGAAGCUCUACUCACAGUUUCUGGGGAAGCAGCCAUGGUUUCUUGGGGACAAGAUCACACUUGUGGAUUUCAUCGCGUAUGGUGUCCUUGAGAGAAACCAAGUAUUUGAGCCCAAGUGGUUGGACGCCUUCCCAAACCUGAAGGACUUCAUCUCCCGAUUUGAGGGCUUGGAGAUCUCUGCCUACAUGAAAUCCAGCUGCUUCCUCCCGAGACCUGUGUUCACAAAGAUGGCUGUCUGGGGCAACAAGUAGUGCCUUGAAGGCCAGGAGGUGGGAGUGAGUUGCCCAUACUGGGCAGCUGGACUCUACACCCCAGCACCUGCCUUCUUGUUCCUUUCUCCUGUUUAUUCCCUUCUUUACCCCCAAGACUUUAUUGGCCUUCUUCAAUUCCCCUAAACCCGUGUCCCAUCCAAGCCCUUUAAAGCCUCAGCUACCCAUUUUCCUUCAUGAAUGUCUCCCUCCCAACAUUACCCUUCCCUGCACUAAAGCCAGCCUGACCUUCCUUCCUGUUAGUGGUUGUGUCUGCUUUGAGGGGCCUAACUGGCCCCUUGCCUGUGGAGCUCAGCCCUGAGGUCCCAGGGCUGCAUGAAAGAGCAGUACUGACUGGUUUACAGGCCCUUCUCCUGCAGCAUGGCCCCUGCCUUAAGCCUACCUGAUCCAAGUAAAGCCUAAAACACA
Molecule: messenger RNA, 1113 nt
Organism: Pan troglodytes (chimpanzee)
Lineage: Eukaryota; Metazoa; Chordata; Mammalia; Primates; Hominidae
Product: glutathione S-transferase Mu 2-like
Exons: 1
Coding region: 133-687 (184 amino acids)
Biological process (GO): glutathione metabolic process
Molecular function (GO): glutathione transferase activity
Source: RefSeq, a predicted model, not a curated record